Molecule: messenger RNA, 1923 nt
Organism: Spodoptera litura
Lineage: Eukaryota; Metazoa; Arthropoda; Insecta; Lepidoptera; Noctuidae
Source: RefSeq, a predicted model, not a curated record
AUGAAAAAUGCAAUUGAGAAAGUGGCAGCUGGAGAAAUGGGCCUCUAUAAAGCUUCUAAUCAAUUUCUGGUACCAAAGACUACUCUGAAGAGAAAAUUAGAGAAAUAUAAGGCUACUCAAAAUAUUGAUAUUGCCACAAAUAAGAAACUGGGUAGAUUUGAACAAGUUUUUACUAAAGCUCAAGAGACUGAAUUAGCUACUUAUGUGAAACAGAUGGAAAGUCGUUUGUUUGGAUUAACCACGGAAAAUCUAAAGAAGUUGGCAUAUGAUCUAGCUGAGAGAAAUAACAUAAGUCACAAUUUUGAUACUUGCAAGAAGAUGGCAGGUAGAAUUUGGUUAGAAAACUUCUUAAAACGUAACCCAGAUCUUAGCUUGCGUAAACCUGAACCAACAUCUGCAGCCCGAGCAGCUGGCUUCAAUCAAGUUGCAGUUAAUAAUUUUUUUGAUUUGCUGUCACAUGCAAUUGAAACUUAUCAUCUGACUCCAGAUAGAAUUUUUAAUGUAGAUGAGACAGGAAUCACAACAGUCCCCAAGAGUAUAUCAAGAAUUAUUGGCACAAGAGGGAAAAAACAAAUCGGCUUAUUAACUUCUGCUGAGCGGGGUCAACUAGUCACUGUAGUGUUUUGUUUUGGAGCAGAUGGGUCCUAUAUGCCACCUUUGUUUAUUUUUCCCCGUAAAAGGAUGAAGCCUGAAUUGAUGAAUAAUGCACCUCGUGGAUCUUGGGCUGAGUGCCAUGAGAGUGGCUGGAUUCAGAAAGAUAUUUUUACCUCUUGGUUUCGGAAAUUCAUUGUUUUUUCUAGAGCUUCUAAAGACAACCCGGUGCUGUUGAUAUUAGAUGGACAUAAAAGUCAUACUAUGAAUCUUGACAUUAUUGAUCUAGGGCGAGAGAAUGGAGUCCAAAUUUUGGCAACCCCACCGCACUGCACUCACCGUCUCCAACCAUUGGAUGUGGCUUUUAUGAAACCUUUGUCUACUUAUUACUCGGAAGCAGCACAGAAUUGGUUGAGGAUGAACCCAGGAAAAGUUAUUACACAAUUUCAGAUUGCAGAAUUGGUUGACAGAGCUUUUCAGAAAGCUGCUACUAUGACAACUGCUUUCAAUGCCUUUCGUGCCACAGGAAUCUGGCCUUUAAAUCGUGAUAUUUUCACAGAAGCUGACUUUUUAGCAGCAGCAACUACUGACAUCGAGCUACCGAAUCCAAGUUCGAACCCGUAUUCCUCGACAGAUGUUUCAAGCGCCAAAGAUCCUCAGCCGUCAACAUCAAAAGCUGGUCAGCCCUCACCACCAGUUUUGAGCACCGAAGAUCUUCAGCCCUUAGUAUCACGAGAUAACCAGCCCUCGACAUCAAGGGCUAACGAGGCAGCAUACGAUUUUGGAAAUAUUUCAGCAUCCACUACUCCUUCCAUCGAGGAUAUUGAUUCAAGGGUGUCAUCGCCUUCUAUAUUAAAUGAUAGUCAAAUUGACAACCAACCUGCAUUGCCUACCACUCCAACAAAAAAUGCUGGCGAACUAACAGUUUCACGGCCAUCACUUCUGAAUGAAGGUGAUACUGAACUUUCCACUUCCUCUACAAUUAUGGACAAUGAAACUAGCAGUGUAUUUCAUUUCGGACCAAAAGAUAUAAUGCCUUUCCCGAAAACAACUAAGACUAAAAGAGCCAACGUCAAACGAGGUAAAACAGCAAUUAUUACGUCAUCACCCUACCGCCUUGAAGUGGAAGCUUCUCAAAAUAAACAGGCUGAGAAGAUCAAGAAAGCACUUAUUUUCCAGAAAGACAUGAAGCCCACAAAAAGUGAAGCAAAAAAAUCAACCGGGGGUUGGGUGCAAUGUCCAGUAUGUCGUUUAUGGGCACACUGCCUUUGCGCAGGAGUCGAAGAUGAGGACGAGGAGACAGUAUUUAUGUGUGAAAAAUGUGCUAACUGA